This is a messenger RNA of Ipomoea nil (Japanese morning glory), 1528 nucleotides long. RefSeq names its product pentatricopeptide repeat-containing protein At1g01970-like. The record is from RefSeq and is a predicted model, not a curated record. Bases 105 to 1361 code for a protein of 418 amino acids. The transcript has 4 exons. Gene Ontology annotation, molecular function: protein binding. Lineage: Eukaryota; Viridiplantae; Streptophyta; Magnoliopsida; Solanales; Convolvulaceae.
ACGGAGCAGAACCCUCGGACUUCUUUCUAGUCUGCAGUAGCCGCAGUCUAAUCCCCUCUUCUUCGUCUUCCUCCAGGAAGGCUUCGUGUUCACGCACAACAGCAAUGGCUCUGAAAGGCAUGACUUUCACGGCUGGUUAUUUGGUUCCUUAUUCGAAUUUAGUGUUAGAAUUACACCAUUUCUGCUGGAGAUUGCAGUGCAGCAACCCAUUACGGGAAACACAUAACUUGCACAAAGAAUUCAAUUUGCAGCAACAGGUAUUAGCUAUCAGCCGCGUAGAAGAAGUGAAAAUGAUGGAGAAACCCAGGUUCCGUUGGGUUGAAAUAGGUUCUGAUAUUACAAAGGAACAAAAACAAGCCAUUUCUCAGCUUCCAGUAAAGAUGACAAAAAGAUGUAAGGCCUUAAUGAAACAACUUAUUUGUUAUUCACCUGAAAAGGGUAGUGUAUCAGUGCUGUUGGGUGCCUGGGUAAGGAGUAUGAAGCCCAAGAGAGCUGAUUGGUUGGCAGUUCUUAAAGAAUUGGAUGUGCUGAAUAAUCCAUUGUAUUUUGAGGUGGCCCAGCUUGCCCUUGUAGAGGAAUCCUUUGAAGCCAAUGUUCGUGAUUAUACCAAAAUUAUUCAUGGCUAUGCAAAGCAAAAUAUGGUUCAAGAAGCUGAAAAUAUGGUUUUGACGAUGAAAAAUAGAGCUUUCAUAUGUGACCAGGCGCUGUUUACAGUUUUAAUUCACAUGUACAGCAAGGUUGGGAAUCUUAAGUUGGCAGAAGAUACAUUUGAAGAGUUGAUGCUGCUUGGAGGACCGUUGGACGGAAGAUCCUACGGGUCAAUGAUUAUGGCCUAUAUUAGAGCGGGAGAACUUAUUAAAGCUGAGGGCUUGCUUAGAGUAAUGGACGACCAAGAGAUUUAUGCUGGAAGAGAAGUUUAUAAAGCACUGCUGAGAGCGUACUCCAUGGUUGGCGACUAUAAAGGAGCUCAAAGGGUUUUCGAUGCACUCCAAUUAGCGGGCAUAAUCCCUGAUGCCAAGAUUUGUGGGCUAGUUGUAAAUGCUUAUCUCGUGGCAGGCCAACUCUCCGAUGCUUGUAUUGCUUUUGAAAAUAUGAGGACAGUUGGUAUUGAACCAAACGACAAAUGUGUGGCAUUGCUAUUAACUGCAUAUGAAAGAGAGAAUGACCUAAACAAGGCAUUAGACAUUUUAAUAGAUUUGGAGAAGGGAGGCAUUACGCUUGGGAAAGAAGCUUGUAACAUCCUAGCUCGUUGGUUCCGAAGGCUUGGGGUGAUUGAAGAAGUGGAGGUUGUAUUGAGAGAAUAUAAAUCAAGGGUAGCACAAAAAGAAGGUGAUGACGUUUUCUUUCAUUGUGCGACUUAAUUUCAAGUAGUUGUUGCUAUAGUUUGACAAAAGCGUUUUGCUCGAAUUUGUUUGUAUAGUUUUGUGUUUUUGGUAUGUUCCUCCUAUAAGAAAAGGGUGUUAUUGGGGAGUCCUUCAUGAUUCUCAUUUCUAUAUAAAUUUCAAAGCCCCGAAACUUGUUGUGAAGA